Striga asiatica is the source of this 597-nucleotide messenger RNA. The record is from the annotation of a GenBank genome assembly. NCBI's taxonomy places the organism in Eukaryota, Viridiplantae, Streptophyta, Magnoliopsida, Lamiales, Orobanchaceae.
AUGGAGUCCGACAAGAAGGUGAAGAUUAUUGAGAAAGCCAUAAGAAACCUAAUGGAGGAGGAGGAGGAAGAAGAAGAAGAAGAAGAAGAAGAAGCUGCUGCUAAAGGCAACAACUCAUCGAGUUUCCCAAAAGCCUUACCUGAAGACCAAGCUUCUGCUAAAGCCACCAGCCGCAGGCAAUUCCUCUCCGACCUACUCUCUGACUUGGAAUCAAUGGAAGAAGAAGAAGAAAAAGAGAAAGCCAAGUCAGAUGAAGUUGGAAAUUCAGAAACAAUAAUGAAAGAGAUUAGAGUCAUAAAGAAGCAGAAUGUGACGACACAGUGGCUAUUGUCGGGGAUGAUCGUGCUCACGCUCGCCUGGCAGGUUUCGGAGGUGUCCCUCAUCCUCAAAAUCAAAGACGGCCUCACUAAUCCCUUCAAAUCCAUCCGAGGAUUCUUCAAAAGGAGUCGUCUCAAUGAUAACAAUAACAAUUUGCAGGAUAUGACAAGAGACAUGUCAGAGAAGCAAAACCGGGUAUUCGAGUCAACAUCCCUUCCGGGCCUCAAAAUUCCCCACUUGGAAUUCCCAGGUUUCGACGAUGCCGAGAGUGCACAUUAG